This is a messenger RNA of Triticum urartu, 1107 nucleotides long. The record is from RefSeq and is a predicted model, not a curated record. Lineage: Eukaryota; Viridiplantae; Streptophyta; Magnoliopsida; Poales; Poaceae.
AUGUCCAAGGAGCUGAAUUCGACGAUCGAUGCCCGGUCAAGCUCGUCGUGCGUGGACGCACAUGCUUUGGAACCUGUGGCCGGCAGCGUGUCCGAGGUUCUGGCAACGCAGAGCUCACUUAAGGUUGGGGCAUAUUUCCUUCACCCGACUCGCUGCCGUGGUCGUGGCCGCGCCCGGCUCGACCGCGACCUGCAGCGGGUCAACGGCGAGCUGCGGGUGGCGUUGGCCGCGGAGGAGAAGAACAAGCGGGCCAUGGAGGAUCUAGUGCUGGUGCUCAAGGAGGUGAAAGCGGAGCUGCACACCACGCGGGCAUAUUUCCUUCACCCGACUCGCUGCCGUGGUCGUGGCCGCGCCCGGCUCGACCGCGACCUGCAGCGGGUCAACGGCGAGCUGCGGGUGGCGUUGGCCGCGGAGGAGAAGAACAAGCGGGCCAUGGAGGAUCUAGUGCUGGUGCUCAAGGAGGUGAAAGCGGAGCUGCACACCACGCGAAACUUACUUGCGCGCGCUCAGCAUGAGUCGGAGACGGCGAGGCUGGAGUCGUACCAGUUGCACGUGUCCCUGAAGCGCAAGGACGACAAGGUUCGCGCGCUAUCCGAUGAGGUGGCCCGCCUCUGCACCGACGCCGAGGAGGCGUUCGCCACAUUCUGGGGUAAGGAGGCCAGGUUCACAGCAUGGAUGAAGUCGUCGGAGGUAGAGCCCGCCACGUCUCGGUGCGAGAACGCGCGGCUCCUCGAGUCGCAGCGGUCCGGGCGGCACGAGGUGGCCAAGCUGCGGGACAUCCUGAAGCAGGCCGUCAAGGACACCAAGUUCGUCAAGGAGGCGUCGGAGGAGGCGAGGAGAGAGAACACCAUGCUCAAGGAGAUGGUCGGGAGCAAGGACACCGCCGUCAAGUGCAACAAGGAGAAGCUGGAGUGCCUCCGGGUGAGCGAGGCCGCGGCACGCGACAACGUCAAGGAGCUGCAGAGUCUGCUGGUGGCCACAUCGGUGAGCCCCACCCCCACACCGUCCGCGGUGGCAGGAGCGGGAAGGUCGUUUGACCUGGAGGACCUAUCGUCGCUGUCGCCGCGGGCGCCGACGGACGGGAUCGACGAGAUCGCAGUGGAGUAG